AUGUCGUCAAAAAGGAAUUGGGUGUUUUGUGGAACUGAUCGAUUUUCCGAUCUAGGAAAUAAAAUGGGAGGAGCAGAGCACGGACAUGGAGGAGAAGGUGGCGAUUUCAGAGCCAAAGUCUGGAGUAUGUCUGGUGGGCCUUACUGCAGGCCCAAACAUUGGCGUCGGAACACCGCCAUGGCUAUGUUUGGCAUUUUCCUUGUCUGCAUCCCCAUCGCCAUGAAGUCUGCGGAGCUCGAGUUCGACUCUGAAAUCUAA
Messenger RNA from Thlaspi arvense, 258 nucleotides. NCBI's taxonomy places the organism in Eukaryota, Viridiplantae, Streptophyta, Magnoliopsida, Brassicales, Brassicaceae. The record is from the annotation of a GenBank genome assembly.